UGGUGAGGAGCGCAGCCAUUACACUUGAUCUUAAAUCUUUAUAAACCGUCGCUCGGAUUGCACUGGCCAAAUCAUUUCUCUACUAAUUCCGUUAUGGUGAACUGAAAGUAGCUCAAAAUGUGAGCGGGAUUUUACUGAUCUCUGCCCAGGAAAGUUGUGAAACUUCACAAGGUGUAGCGCGUCUGCUAGUGUCAGUGUCCCUCGCCUCCUGCAAGUCCUCGCGUCUCGCACUGCGCUGUAAUGAUGGGCACUCCUCUCAGGAAUCAGUCGUCUGCGGCGAGUUGCGUGCCGUUAUGCGAUGAUGACGCCGCGCCUGCAGGCUCGUGUUCUGCGCGAGCGUCACAGCUCGAGGCCGCGGCUCCGGUUCUGCUCUAUCCCAUCAGUGUUAACAGUGCUUUACCAACGUCAGCAGUUUUUAACAACAGAGACAACAAAGUCCCGCAUGGUGUUCGAGGGAUUGAGGCGGUUUCCACAUCUUCUGAGUUUACCCACGGUGCCAUUGUGCACCUGAUCGAAGCCAUGCAGAGGUGCUGGGACGUUUACAGCGCACGAGAGCGAUCGCUUCUCUUCCAGAGCGUCCAAAAAGAACUGGAAAGUCACGGUCACUCCUUACCUGUGGAGAAGAUUCGCAGAAAAUGGAAUAACCUCAUCGUUACAUACAAGAGAGUUAAAGAUCGCAGCUUGUUGUGUGGCGGCCAAACAAAGACCUCGUGGGAGUACUUUGAGAUGAUGGACAAUAUAUUAGGAAAGACUAAGUUUGUUCAGCGAGGCCCUGCUUCAGCCACUCUUGUUGGAUUUGCAACUACAGCCAAAGCAUCUGUAAAGUCUGAGGAUCCUCCAUCCAGCAGUGUUCCGGUGGCUGCGGUGGCCGCUCCGUGUCUGCUUCCCACCGGAAUCAUCACAACCUCUUCCCAGAUCCCGACGCUGGUGACGUCCCCAGUGCUCUGCAAGGUCAGCCCGAAACUGACCGCCAGCCCCUCCUGCAGCACAGACGCACCUCUGCCGUCCCCUUCACCAAAGCCAGCUCCGCCGGUGAACCGCCAGCCUCUGAAGCGGAGAUUACGGCACCUCCGGCUCAACUCCGCCGCCUCUCGAGUCGCUCAGCAGCACGGGCAGGCCGAGGAACGCACUUUACUUCUUCGCAAUUUCCUCAGCGGUCAAGAAGAGCGAGCUCGUUUAGACGAGCAACACCAGCGCAAGACAGAGGCGCGCGAGCGGCGCAGGGAGAGAGCGGCGCGGGCCACGGCUGAUGCCAUGGGCAGGAUGGCGACGGCGCUGGAGCUGAUCUCGUCCAAACAGGACACCAUCAUCGCGCUGCUUCAGAGGCUGGCUGAUAAACACUGAGAGAUCUUCCUGUUUCUCUUGUGCUAAUAUUGCUUUUGAAACUGAAUUGAAUUUGAUUUGAAGUGUAUGAACUGUUGUUAAUAGUAUAUUUAAGUCAUUGAUUUGAGAUCCUGGUUACUGUUAAAAGCUUGAAAGCAAAAUGUAAAAACACAAACAUAUGGACUCUUUAACACAUUAUCAUACAGUGCCUAAAAAAAAAAGAUGUUUUCAUGUUUUAUUGUUUUACAACAUUGUUCCACAGAGGGUUUUUAGUUUUGACUACUAUUUGACACUCAAUAUCAGUAUUGUUUAAUGUUCAGUCACAAAAAAUAUUAUUAUUAUAGUUGUAAAUGAAGGGGGGAAAAAACUCCUUUUGGAAGAUGGACGGUUUUAAAAUGAAAAAUAAGAAUAAACAUGCAGUCAUUCUUGUU
This is a messenger RNA of Megalobrama amblycephala (Wuchang bream), 1754 nucleotides long. RefSeq lists its product as uncharacterized. The record is from RefSeq and is a predicted model, not a curated record. The transcript is spliced from 4 exons. Bases 241 to 1344 code for a protein of 367 amino acids. NCBI's taxonomy places the organism in Eukaryota, Metazoa, Chordata, Actinopteri, Cypriniformes, Xenocyprididae.